Molecule: messenger RNA, 3157 nt
Organism: Schistocerca cancellata (South American locust)
Lineage: Eukaryota; Metazoa; Arthropoda; Insecta; Orthoptera; Acrididae
Product: neprilysin-2-like
Exons: 16
Coding region: 363-2708 (781 amino acids)
Biological process (GO): protein processing
Cellular component (GO): plasma membrane
Molecular function (GO): metalloendopeptidase activity
Source: RefSeq, a predicted model, not a curated record
CCCGUUACGAACACUGCCGGUCUGCGCCUUCCCAUCUCAGUGCCCGGCAGUCGCCGUCGGAAGCAACAGGUGGCUGCAGUGAUUGGCAUCAUCUUUGCUGCCGUGUCGCGCAGACACGUCUCUGACACACGUAUCGAAGAGCUUUGACGGCGAUAGUACGAAUCGUUCGUUGUUGCUUCGCGCUUUCUAUUAACUGACGUUCCGACCCUCUGACCCGCAAACCCUGUUCCGUCACGCGUCGAAAAUAAAUUCUACGGCGACAAACUGUGACACAACGUGGAAAGUGGCACAUGUUGCGGAAUUAUUAACUGGCCAGAGCUCGGAGUAGAGCAUAGAUCUUUAUAUUUUUUUCUCCGCCCACGAUGUCCAACAACACGACGCAGACCGUUGUAAAGUAUGCUGAUGCUGACCGAGAAGCCAACAUCGUCACCCAGCUGCAGCCGGCGAAUGACAUCGCUUUGCAACGUCAAAGGGGGCCCGCGUGCUGCCGCGACUGCACCCCCAUGGAGCGCAGGCUGGCGCUGGUGGCGGCGACCACGCUGCUGGCAGCCGUCGCUCUCGCCGUCUCGCUGGGCGUCCUCUUUGCCAAGUGGCAGCACCAGCCCAGAGCCAGUCAGGCGCCAGUAUCCCAGUCCAGCAGUCAGAGCCAGGAGGACCUCUGCCUCACACAAGGAUGCAUCCAAGCAGCGUCUGAGGUGCUGAGCAAGCUGGACCCGUCGGCGGCCCCCUGCGACGACUUCUACCAGUACGCGUGCGGCAACUACGCGCGCACCACCAACAUCCCGGACGACAAGUCGUCGGUGGACACCAUCUCGGCUCUCACCGACCACCUGCUGGAGAAGCUGCGCAACGCCAUAGAAGAGGAGCCGACCGAAGCUGUCGUCCCACGGAGCCUGCAGCUGGCGCGCGACUUCUACAGGGCCUGCAUGAACAAGCCACAGGUCGAGUCCCGCGGCGUGGAGCCGCUCCAGAGGGCGCUGCAGCAGCUGGGCGGCUGGCCCGCCGUGGAGGGCGACUCCUGGCACGAGGCGGGCUUCGACUGGUGGCGGAGCGUCUGCCGCUUCCGCAGGGCCGGAUUCAGCACCGACUACUUCAUCAAGUUCUCGGUGGAGACCGACCACCGCAAUUCAACGCAGCGCUGCAUUUACCUGGACCGGGCAUCGCCAGGACUAAGUCACGAGUUCCUUUUGAGGCCUCCCCCAAACAAGCAGGUGGAUGCGUAUUACAAGUACCAGGUGGACCUAGCAGUCCUGCUGGGCGGUGACAGAGUGCGCGCACAGCGUGAGCUCAGGCAGUCCCUCGAGUUCGAGAGACAUCUGGCCAUAAUCUCGCUGACAAGAGAGAAGAGGGGCAACGUGACGCAGCCGUACGAACCGCCCACCGUGGAGAAGCUGCAGCGGGCGUACCCGUCGGUGCCGUGGCUGGAGUUCCUGCAGGCGCUGCUGCCGCCACGCGUCACCAUCUCCAGCAGCGAGGCGGUCGUCGUUCUGGCGCCGUCGUACAUCGAGCGCCUCUUGCAGUUGCUCGGCCACACCCCCAAGAGGGUGAUCGCCAACUACGUCAUGUGGCGGGCGGCUGAGGCCCGGGUGAGGUUCAUGACGGAGGAGAUGCGCGAGCGCCAGCUCGACUACAACUACGCCCUGACCGGCAAGAAAGAGCGGCAACCCCGCUCGAGGGAGUGCGUCGAAAUCGUCGCUACCGGCAUGCCGCUGGCUGUGGGCUCCAUCUAUGUGCGCAGGUUCUUCGACAAGGAGGCCAAGAACGCAGCGCUCGAGAUGGUGGACGACAUCCACCAGGAGUUCCUCCACAUGCUGCAAGAGGUGGACUGGAUGGACGAGGGCACCAAGGAGAAGGCACUAGAGAAGGCCAAGUCCAUAGUCGCCCACAUCGCCUAUCCUGAUGAGUUGCUGGAUGACAGCAAGCUGGAUCACUUCUAUGAGACGCUGGACGUCAACUCAACCCUCUACCUGGAGAGCUUGCUCAACGUGACCAAGUUCCUGAUGGACUACUCCUUUGGUCAACUGCGGCAGCCCAUCAACAAGACUUCAUGGACCACCCAUGGAGCGUCAGCUACUGUGAACGCCUUCUACGACCCCAGUGAGAACUCCAUAUUGUUCCCAGCGGGCAUCCUCCAAGGAGCCUUCUUCAGUGCUGACCGCCCCAAGUACAUGAACUACGGUGGCAUCGGCUUUAUCAUUGGCCACGAGAUCACACACGGCUUCGACGACAAGGGUCGUCGGUAUGACAAGGAUGGUAACGUGGUGGUCUGGUGGGACCCUGUGACUCGUGACAAGUUCCUUAAGAAGGCACGCUGCAUCAUCUCACAGUACGGGAAUCUCACUGAUAAGCAGACAGGCAUGCACCUGAAUGGGCUCAUCACACAGGGGGAGAACAUCGCAGACAACGGCGGCAUCAAGGAGGCGUACCGCGCCUACCUCGCCCUGGAGCGCCGCACCGGCCGGCCAGAACUGAGGCUGCCCGCGCUGCCCGGCCUCUCUCCACGGCAGAUGUUCUGGGUGUCCGUCGCACAGGCCUGGUGCUCCAAGUACCGUGUUGAGCAGAUGCGCCAGUGCAUCUUGACUGACGUUCACGCACCGAGCCGCUUUCGCAUACUGGGCCCAUUCAGCAACCAGCCCGAGUUUGCCAAGGACUUCGAGUGUCCACCUGGCAGCCACAUGAACCCGAAACAGAAGUGCCAGGUGUGGUAAAGCGUCAAGAGCCUGAUAGCCACAUCGAAGUGUCAGGAGUCUAUCACCAGCUGCCAAGUGCCUGAUGUCACCCACUGUCCAUCGCACUCAUCCGACUCCCAAAUGCACAGAUACCCCGACUCAGUGAUUCUGCAGAACAAAAGGGAAUUUAAUGCUGUCAACGAUUGACCAAUACUUCAGAUAUGAAACUUUGUUUGCGUGUAGUCCUCACUACACGGGUUCUGACGUGUUCACUAUGGGACUGGAGUCUCAAAACAGGCUAUCAGAUGUAUCCACAGAAGACUGGAAAAGGACUGUCCAGUUGCUAUAGUUUUAGCACAUGCUUAAUGGGGAUUGCCAAUUUUGUGUGCGUGUGUGUGUGUGUGUGUGUGUGUGUGUGUGUGUUAUCAUUGUACAACCAGCUUCUUGAGAAGGAUAAAUAAAUCUGUUUGCAGAUGCAGUUACCUUUA